Peronospora farinosa is the source of this 339-nucleotide messenger RNA. NCBI's taxonomy places the organism in Eukaryota, Oomycota, Peronosporomycetes, Peronosporales, Peronosporaceae. The record is from the annotation of a GenBank genome assembly.
AUGAUAAUGUGGACGCACAAUAUGUGUCAAGAGCUUGGGGUGAGUCGCAAAAGAACUAUUAUAUAUGAAGAUAAUCAAGCGGCUAUAAAAGUGAUCGAAGCAAACACAGGGGACUACAGAGUGAAGAGUGUAGAUCUCAAGUACCUCAAGAUAAGAGAUUAUGUGGAGAACGACGAGUUUGCUUUGGUAUACUGCCCGUCAGAAGACAUGGUGGCAAAUAUCUUAACCAAGCCACUUGGCCCGACGCAAUUUAAGAAGUUAUGGCAUCUGUUGAAUAUUGUACCUGUGCCUACGACUACCACACCACAAGUCGUCAGAGACAACGAAGUGGGAGUGUGA